This is a messenger RNA of Ambispora gerdemannii, 2289 nucleotides long. The record is from the annotation of a GenBank genome assembly. Lineage: Eukaryota; Fungi; Glomeromycota; Glomeromycetes; Archaeosporales; Ambisporaceae.
AUGAAGAGCAAACGCUGGGCUGAAGAAAGUGUUUCUGCCUCCGAGUCUAACGGGGAACAGAAAAUAAAAAUCACAGAAAAAGAAGAGAAAAUUGACGGAAAGGAGCAAGUCACCUUCAAAAAAGAAAAAGUAAAGGUAGUUAAUGAAGAUUCCGUUAAUUAUCAAGCGCUGACAGACGAAGAGACCGAAAAACUUAAAGCGACCGAAGAAAAAUUUGAAUUUCAAACCGAGGUCAGUCGAUUAAUGAAACUUAUCAUCAACUCUCUUUAUAAAACGCGUGAAAUCUUUCUUAGAGAACUCAUUUCCAAUGCAUCUGAUGCUAUUGACAAAAUCAGAUUUUUGGCACUUACCGAUCCAAAUGCGCUCAAGGCCACCCCAAAUCUCAAUAUUACUAUUUUGGCCGAUAAGGAAAAUCGCCGAUUGGUUAUAACUGAUAGUGGUGUUGGUAUGACUAAAAAGCAACUUAAGGAAAAUCUUGGUACAAUUGCGAAGUCGGGCACCUCUGAAUUCUUGGAUGCCAUUGACAAAAAAAAUGCUGAUAUGAAUCUUAUCGGACAAUUUGGUGUUGGAUUUUACUCCGUGUUCCUAGUAGCCGAUAAAGUGACUGUUACUUCAAAACAUAAUGACGAAGACAAACAAUAUGUUUGGGUAUCUCAAGCAGUUAAUGAUUUCAGUAUUUCCGAAGAUCCUCGUGGUAAUACGCUUGGACGCGGUACCCAAAUUGUCUUGCAUAUUAAAGAAGACGCAAGUGAAUUUUUGGAAGAAAAGACAUUAAAUGAACUUAUUAAAAAAUAUUCAGAAUUUAUAAAUUUCCCGAUUUAUCUCUGGUCGACUAAAGAAGAAGAAAUUGAAAUUGAUUCUGAAGAUGCCUCAAAAAGUAAGCAAUGGUCAUUAAUGAAUGAUCAGAAACCCAUCUGGGUUCGAGAUCCAAAAGAGGUUACCGAUAAAGAAUACGAAGAAUUUUACGCGUCAUUCACCAAGGAUGCUGGCGGUAAGCCAUUGACCUGGAUUCAUUUCAAGGCUGAAGGUGAAGUAGACUUUAGAUCUAUCAUUUAUAUACCAAGCAAAGCUCCUCAAGAUUUAUUCAAAAAGGCCGAAGAUUUUGUUAGAAACAUUAAAUUGUUUGUCAAGCGUGUAUUCAUCACCGACGAAUUCGUUGACUUCAUCCCGAAAUAUCUUCAAUUUAUUCGCGCUAUUGUUGACGCUGAUGAUCUACCACUUAACGUGUCCCGAGAAACUCUUCAACAACACAAGACCCUUGUAUUAAUCAAAAAACGAAUCAUCAAAAAAAUUCUCGACAUGAUUUCGACAUUGACACAAGACGAAGAGAAAUACACAACUUUCAUAAAGGAAUACGGCACAAGUUUGAAAUUGGGUGCAAUUGAAGAUGACCGAAAUCGUAAAAAGGUGGCAAAAUUAUUACGUUUUCCGAGUUCUUAUAAACCAGGAAAUCUUACUUCACUUGAUGAAUACAUUAGUCGAAUGAAAAAAGGCCAAACUAAAAUAUACGUUAUGACUGGUGGCUCUAUCGAAGAAAUUAAACAAUCACCAUUCUUAGAGCGCCUUCAAGCCCGUGGAUACGAAGUAUUAUAUCUAGCGGAGCCAAUUGACGAAAUGCUCAUUCAACAUAUGCCCGGUUACGAUGGCAAGACAUUCCAAAAUGUUGCCAAGGGAGAUUUGAAAUUCGGUGAUGAAACAGAUGAAUCCAAAGAGGAAUUCGAAAAAACAAAAUUGGAAUUCGUUAGGUUACAAGAUUGGAUGCAAGCAACUCUUAUCGAAUUUGUUGAAAAAGUUGAGAUUUCCAAGCGUCUCACAUCUUCACCUUGUGCUAUUGUCGCACAAGAAUGGGGAUGGACAGGAAAUAUGGAAAAAAUUAUGUCUUCGCAAACAUUUAAACAAGAGGAUGAUGUCAUGCAAAGUUUCUUCGCCAAACAGAAGAAAAUUUUGGAAAUCAACCCAAAACAUCCAUUAAUUCUUACGCUUUUGAAGAAAGCAAAUGAUGAAGACUUCGACGACACAGCCAGAGAAGCAACCUUUAUAUUAUACGAAACAGCAUUGAUUCGAUCUGGAUACACGUUGAAAGAUAACCUUGGUUUCGCAACACGUGUCGAGAAAAUUCUUCGGUCUAAUUUAGGUGUCAAUCUCGACGCAAAAGCAGUGAUUAACGAAGCUCCAGCUCCCGAGCUUGACGAAGAAGCAAAGAAAGAGGCAGCGGAAAAAUUGGCUAAUAAGGAAGAUACAGAUCUAUUUGAAGAACAAGAUGAUGAAAUGAUUAGAGAUGAACUAUAA